AUGGCAACUGAAUGUAUAAAAAACUGCUGUAAAUGGUGUUUCUGCAUGGAGAAAGAAAAAAGUGAUCCUGUUUCCAUGGUGCAAAAAUCUAAAGCAGUAGCUGCAAGCAAGCCAACUAUUGUAGAGAAGCCUCCAUUGUCUUCUGUGUCAGUGAAUCGUCAGGUUGGCUGUUCAGAGGAUUAUCUACUUUCUAAACUGCCCUUGGAUGGUCAGGAGGUACCAUUUGUGGUCCCUCCAUUCAAACUGGCUUAUGUACAGCCGAAGAACUUACCCAGUGUCUCACAUGAUGGAGGGAUUCAAGGACCCGCCAGGGCCUCCUUUGCUGAGCGGAAGGCAGAGCUGCAGGGCGGGUGGCAGUGGCCCGGCUGUGACGUGUACAACCCCUUCUACCUGGAGCACCGCCUCUCGCCAGACCUGAUCAGGCGCUUCCGAGCAACCGCAGAUAACAGGAAAUUGUAUGGGUCAGUUAGUGAUUUAAGACCUAAUACUUCACCUGGAGCAUUUGAUGUCAGUCGCUCAAUGUUUGAUCUCAGAAGCCCACCUCAUCGAUUCAUGAAGAGAUACGAUUCAGUCUCCAGUGUACCUAGUAGUACCUCUUCCAGGAAGGAUUCUCAAGGCAGUAACAGGAGUCUGGAUACUAUUACAUUAUCAGGGGAUGAACGAGAUUUUGGAAGACUGAAUGUGAAGCUGUGUUAUGUUUCUUCUGUAGAACAGAUUUGGAUCACAGUUUUACAUUGCAAAGACCUGAGCUGGCCUUCCAGCUGUGGGGAAAAUCCUCGUAUCUAUGUCAAGGGAAUUCUCACACUGCCCAAACCAGUGCAUUUCAAGUCUUCUGCCAAGGAAGGGUGUAAUGACAUUGAAUUCAUGGAAACUUUUGUAUUUGCUAUCAAACUUCAAAGCCUGCAGUCUGUCAAACUGGUACUUAAAAUCCAGACACAGACUCCCAGGAAAAAAACAAUUGGAGAGUGCUCCUUGGCACUGCGGGAGCUUAGCUCUGAGGAGUCAAGUCACUGGCUGGAUGUAUCUCCUCCUUCCAAAGCACCUGUGUGCCGUGCAGAACUUAAAGUAGGAACUUGUUUUCAAGCAAUAAACAGGAGGAUUCAGUUACAGAUUCUUGAAGCACAAAACCUUCCAGUUUCAUCUACACCACUGUCUUCAAAUUUCUUUGUGAAGGUUGGAAUGUUUAGUACAGAAGGGAUUAUCUAUAAGAAGAAAACUCAUCUUCUGAAGUCCACUAAUGGCCAAGUGAAGUGGGGAGAAAUGAUGGUUUUUCCAGUUAGCCAAGUUGAACAAGGAAUUAGUUUUCUCAUCAAGCUCUACAGCAGAAGCUCAGUGAGAAGAAAGCACUUCCUAGGACAGAUCUGGAUAAGUCCUGAUAGCAGUAACAGUGAAGCAGUAGAGCAGUGGAAAGAUACUAUGGCCAACCCUGAAAAAGUUGUUAUUAAAUGGUACAGCAUUGGUCCAUCUUGAAGACUGGAGAUGAAACUCAGGACUGAUUUUUCUACAAAGAUA
Merops nubicus (carmine bee-eater) is the source of this 1512-nucleotide messenger RNA. It is a transcript of the gene TC2N, whose product is annotated as tandem C2 domains, nuclear. NCBI's taxonomy places the organism in Eukaryota, Metazoa, Chordata, Aves, Coraciiformes, Meropidae. Bases 1 to 1470 code for a protein of 489 amino acids. Gene Ontology annotation, cellular component: nucleus. The transcript has 11 exons. The record is from RefSeq and is a predicted model, not a curated record.